AUGAAACUAGCAACCAAGCUAAAGCGAGCUUGUUUUCGCAAGACACCAGAAGUUUUAUUCUCCUGCAUGCCUGCUGGGGUCAAACCAUCAAAACUCUUUGACGCUGAGAUGGACAUUAUGACUUGGCCAACUGUUGAAAUCGAUGUUCCAGCUGGCCCACUAGGGAUUUUACUCGACGGCGACUGUUUGGAUGCAGCUGUACUUGAUGAUUUCGCCCCAAUAUCUCCUGAAGGUGCACUUGGAGUCGUCGAAGAAAGUGGUAGGGUCCCGCUAGGUAGCGUGCUGGUUGGAAUGAACACGUUAGAUUUCAUGCAUCAGCCGAGGAUGACACUUGCUGAGAUCGGUACAGUUUUACGAGAAGGUUCUCUUUUGAAGCGCCGGCUUUUUUUCAAAGUGCCACCUCAAGUUCCAGCAGUGGACCAGAUUACAAAAUGCUGUCAAGCUAGUGACGAGUCAUGCUUAAUUGUCGGCUCCACUAAAAGAGCAAUGUAUCUAUCAGAAAACUAUGAAGGCGUAGAUAGUGAACAGGAAUGGUCGGGCUCACUUUGUGGUGGACUUUAUAAGCAAACAACGGCCGCGACCGCAAGGGAUGAUUCUAUCGAUUCACAAAGAACACUGCCCGGGCAGAGAUAUUGCGAGUUCACUGAGACAAUAGCUCCUUUUUUCAAACCAGUCAUGCGGAAGGACUUGUGUUGUUUUGAGUCCGAUGAACAUCCGUAUGAGUCAGAUAUGGUAGAUCGAGCACCAAAAUUGGAAGAUACGCCUGAUUUCCAUGGUGUCGACAACAAGAUUACGGAUCAUUCGGUGCUGCUCCGACUUAUGUCAUUAUCUGACGAAUCCAGGGCUGAAGUUGUAGAGGUGGACGAGAAGAAUGUAUUGCACGAAAAAACACACUGUAAUAUUGAGAAUCGAAACGUGAGCUUUGAGUUUCAACCUUCAGUCGAUUUGGCUAGACAGUCUAUACCAGCGACUUCUACAGCUCCAGUUGUGAAGACAAUUCGGCGUAUAUCUGCUGUUUCGACUCAGCGAAUGAGUUUGAUCAAGGCUGUCUUACCAAUCUACACGGAAAACCUUGUGCUUCGACGAAAUCUUGAGCUUCAAUUGAUCAUGACUUAUGAUCGCAGGGAGAUCAAGUCAAAAGAAUUUUGGUUCGUAGUUCAUGCAGAUUGGAUGAGUCGUUGGGCAGUAUUUGUAGGCAAAGAAGGACCGGAACCAGGUCCGAUAACGAACCACGAAUUGAUGAUUCCUGCUUCUAGUCUUAGCGCGGAUUCUGAUCAAGUCAUGACUGUUCGUUCAGAUAUCAAAGUCAUAAAGGAUUUUCGCUUCGUGAACCCAAUGGUCUGGUGUUUACUGACAGACUUGCAUGGCCCGGGAGAUGCUCCCCCGAUUGCAAGAUUCUCACUUGAUCUUAAUUCGGAUGCACCUGAAGACGUCAAUGAAGUGCUUUUCGAAGCAAAGGGUCACGCGAAGGGGCUAGCUACAAGCCUUCGUGAAAGUUGUCAAAUUGCUAUGUAG
Plasmopara halstedii is the source of this 1515-nucleotide messenger RNA. Its product is annotated as Peptidase C19, ubiquitin-specific peptidase, DUSP domain. The coding region runs from base 1 to 1515 and encodes 504 amino acids. Gene Ontology annotation, molecular function: cysteine-type deubiquitinase activity. Lineage: Eukaryota; Oomycota; Peronosporomycetes; Peronosporales; Peronosporaceae. The record is from RefSeq and is a predicted model, not a curated record. The transcript has a single exon.